GCCGAUAUGAAGCAGAAGAUGGAAGGGGAGCUGGGCGCCUUGACAUGGGAGAUUCGUGACCUCAAGGAGGGCCGCGACAACAUGGGGAGGAGCGAUCUAGCAAAGUAGAUCGAGGAUCUGCUUAUGGAGAUGGAGGCUCUGCGCAAACGAAACGAGGAAACGGAGGAGAUCGCGAAGCUAUCGAGAAACGAGGCUUGGCGGCCCGGAAACAAGCGAGGUAGUAUCAAUGUAACUACACCGGCUACCGAAGGACGAACCGCUACUAGGACACGUAUCUCGGGGUCUUCGGAGGAAGCGAGGCGCCUGCGAGUGCAACUUUCGGACUUACAGGAACGAAGGAAGUUUGACCAAACUGAAGUGGACAUGUUGAAGGAGAGGAGGGCUUUGGUCGAAGCAAGGAGGAUCGAGGCCAAGAACGAGUUGGUUAGAUUACGGGAGCAGCUGGCGCGGCUGACGACGGAGCAAGCCGGAUGCAGCUCCCCUAAAGAGCGGGGCACGAACCUCAAAGAGAGGAUGGAAGAGGCGGCAAAAACUGGGUUUCAAUCCGACAAGAAGAGCAAGGUGAAGGCUACGCCCGGGAGAAUGGCUCGCCCCGACGACGGUAUCGCUAAGGCAAAGGAUCGUUUUGGGUUUCUUCAAGACGAGAGGAAAAGAUUGCGGGCUUUGAAGAAGGCUGGUUUGGAGCCGUUAUGCCAGGAAGCAGGUAUCAAAUACAAGACGAUGGACAUCUCUGUCGAGGAGGUGGCUCAUAUCAAUGCGGCAAAAAUGUUUGGUGAAGACAGCGGACCCAAGGAAGGCCGUCGCAACGAGCGCAGUCACGAUUGUCGUGUUGAUGUUGGUAUUGCGUGGGUGUAUUCCGUGGGCGGCGAAUUUUCGGACUUACCUGUUGACUAUGUUGAAAGAGGAGGGCGAGCUGUACCGAUGUCGAGGUCCAAUUGUGUACGUCCUCAUAUCUCCUUGGCAUAAACAUUGUUAUGUAGGUUCCACGGGGCGGUCUCUGGAUGUUAGGUGGUGCGAGCAUGUCUACCAGGCCUGCAAUGAAGGCGUUAUAGAUAG
This is a messenger RNA of Chara braunii, 1056 nucleotides long. Lineage: Eukaryota; Viridiplantae; Streptophyta; Charophyceae; Charales; Characeae. The record is from the annotation of a GenBank genome assembly.